AGUACACUCAUGGAAGUACGGGUAUUGGAACACGGCACUAGUACUGAAGGGAAAUUCAAAUUUAGCUGAAGUACUUAGGCCUAUCCAAAUAACGAUUGCAAAUGUUCAACGUCCUUCGAACGACCCCGUUGAACGGGAGCAGCUGCUAGUAAUGUUUCCAUCCUAUCUGCAUACUUUAUCAUGUAAUUUGGUUGUUCUUCCUCCCCUAAAGCCAGAACGGAAAAGAAGUGAAAGGUGAUGUGAAGAGAUAAACGUCUGGGCAAGGUACACAGCAGUGGGGCCAUAAUCAUUUUUAACCAGAACGGAAAAGAAGUGAAAGGUGAUGUGAAGAGAUAAACGUCUGGGCAAGAGAACCCUAUGCUCACUCUCACGGUUAGUGAUUAAGCAGUAGGAUUUGCAGACAAGAGCAUUUGCAUUGAAUGAAGCAAAUCCAAGAAUAUCAGGUGCUGGUCCUCGAUACAGACCCUUCAUUCACAGCAGAAGGACCUGCCGACUCCAACGAACCAUGGGGUCAAGUUAUCUCAUCUGCAGUUUCAUCGUUGUUGUGGUCUUCCUGUGGAAGUCACCUGGAUUCUCAGCUGCAUCCCGCAUUAACGUGGCGUUGAGUGGCACGGCUAUUCAGUCUUCAACCUACCCGAACGAAGGGCAGGCUGACUACGCCAUUGAUGGGGACAGCGGCCCUCAGUGGAAUCACUACAGCUGCACCUCUACCAACUAUCAGGUCGAAAGAUGGUGGAGGCUGGAGCUGCCUGGUGUGUACAGGGUGUCAGAGAUCGAGGUCACCAAUAGGUUUGACAGAAGGCACUACUUCAGCGACGUGGAAAUAUUAAUCGGAAAUUCACUGGCGAACAAUGGCAACGACAAUCCAAGGUGUGCCAUCAUCAACGAUGACCCACGCUGCUUGACUCAGACUGUCAGGUGUUGGGGAAUGGAAGGACGGUUUAUCAACUUCUACAGGUCUUCUGAUGUAACAGUUCCUUUGCAGUUGUGUGAGGUCAAAGUGUACGGAGAGCCUGCUGCACCCUCCAUGAGCAUUCAGGAGACUGGGAGGAACAUCACUCUGGUGGGGACGCGGCUGUGCUGGUCAGACGCCCUGCUCUACUGCAGAGACUCUCACUUGGACCUGCUGAGCCUCAGGGGCCCAGAAGACCAGGAGAUGGUUGAUGAGCUGGUGGCUCUUGCCCCCUUCCCACUAACCAGCCACCUCUGGGUGGGCCUGCGCAGGUCCCUUUCAGGAAGUUCCUGGUUUUGGAUGUCCGGUGACCCGAUGGACUUCACCCAAUGGGACGAUGGCUCACACCAUUCCAGCCCCUGUGGGGGCGUGUCCAGUGUGGAACCUUCCACAUGGAGGCAACGCUCUUGUGAAGAACAUCUGAACUUCAUCUGUUUCACAGGUCAGACAGAAGGAGUGAACAAGUUGCGCUUCUACAGUUCCACAAGAGAGAAUCAAACUCGCUGCACCUAACACGGCCUCACUGGGGAACAUAGCUGCUGAUUCUGACAACGUUCUUAGUAGUAAAGCUUCUGAAUGCUGUAGCUAAGAGUGUCUGUGGUAGCUGGCUUGUUCUGCAUUUUGUCAUUAUGGUCAUUGUGACAGGCCACAUUUUUGAUAGCAUAGCAUAUAGGAUACAUUUACUUCAAUAUAUAAUCAAUGAACUGAUUUAUGAACGGAUGUAGUUGUCUCAUGCAUCUAUCCUUUUAUUCAAAAUGUGGAGAUUGUGACUUGAAGAUGGUAUCAAAAGACUAGAUAAAAUAUCUGUUGGCUUGUAUCUGUGUCUGGCUUAACUGUUUACAAACUGUAGGGUUUUCCCUUCAACUUUGAUUAAUAAGGUUGUAUUGAGGGAAUUGAAGAGUUAUAUUUAUUUAUCGAUUCGGAUGUUCAAAUAAGUUCAAACACAGAACUGUGUGAAGUGUAACGCAUGUUUUUUUAUAUUUAUAUUUAUUAAUGCUGUCAGUUAAACGCGUUAUUAACGGCAUUAACGCAAACCAAUUUUAA
Gadus macrocephalus (Pacific cod) is the source of this 1996-nucleotide messenger RNA. RefSeq lists its product as uncharacterized. The transcript is spliced from 10 exons. The coding region runs from base 506 to 1465 and encodes 319 amino acids. Lineage: Eukaryota; Metazoa; Chordata; Actinopteri; Gadiformes; Gadidae. The record is from RefSeq and is a predicted model, not a curated record.